GUGUAUAAGUUUUAUUUACAUUUUAUCAAUCGCGUGUUUUCAAACGCAUGUGAAUUUUUUCAACAAAUUUCAAUCGUUUUUAUUCGAAAAGUAACUGAUUAAAAAUGAAAUUAUUAACGUACAAUUUCCUAACAUCCAAGUGCAUUCGAGGUGUGAAAGUUGGCUACCCCCUUAAAUUGAAUAUUGUCGAGAAAAAAGUGGUGUCGUCCGACUUCAACGCCGAAUUCAUAACCAGAAUGCUGCCCCGGUUGGACUGGAGCGCUAUUAAACUGGCCGCGAAUAAUAUCGGAACCGACAUACCUGCCAGUUUACCGGACGACAUCGCCACCGAUACCGAAACGCUGCAGAAGCUGCACCACGUGCUGAUGGAGGUGGACAUCAUCGAGGGAACGUUGGAGUGUCCGGAAACGGGCCGGGUGUUUCCCAUCAACGAUGGCAUCCCCAAUAUGCUGCUAAACGAGGACGAAGUUUGAGCGGAUUGAUUCUUCUUGGAGGAAUGAAAGCCAUUUAAACUAGUUGGGACAAACGUUUCUAAGGUGCAUUUUAUUCUUUCACUGCAGAAUUGCGUUUAUGGAUGGAGGCGAUAUGACUGUGUUGAUCAAUUUGUAAAUAAUCUUCAUUUGCUACCGAAUGUGUAAUUUAAACAUUUUCAAUUGAGCACAUAAAUUUAUUCGACAAAAAUAAAGCUUACUCAGCACACAAA
Molecule: messenger RNA, 703 nt
Organism: Uranotaenia lowii
Lineage: Eukaryota; Metazoa; Arthropoda; Insecta; Diptera; Culicidae
Gene: Trmt112
Product: multifunctional methyltransferase subunit TRM112-like protein
Exons: 4
Coding region: 105-473 (122 amino acids)
Biological process (GO): peptidyl-glutamine methylation; tRNA methylation; rRNA (guanine-N7)-methylation
Molecular function (GO): protein heterodimerization activity
Source: RefSeq, a predicted model, not a curated record